AUGCUACACAAGGGGCGGUACCUGGGCGUGGCGCGCGUCGCGGAAGGCGCGCUUGCAGACGGCGCACACGCGCACGAGGCGCGGCGCCAGCUCCUGCUCGUGCUACACAAGGGGCGGUACCUGGGCGUGGCGCGCGUCGCGGAAGGCGCGCUUGCAGACGGCGCACACGCGCACGAGGCGCGGCGCCAGCUCCUGCUCGUGCUACACAAGGGGCGGUACCUGGGCGUGGCGCGCGUCGCGGAAGGCGCGCUUGCAGACGGCGCACACGCGCACGAGGCGCGGCGCCAGCUCCUGCUCGUGCUACACAAGGGGCGGUACCUGGGCGUGGCGCGCGUCGCGGAAGGCGCGCUUGCAGACGGCGCACACGCGCACGAGGCGCGGCGCCAGCUCCUGCUCGUGCUACACAAGGGGCGGUACCUGGGCGUGGCGCGCGUCGCGGAAGGCGCGCUUGCAGACGGCGCACACGCGCACGAGGCGCGGCGCCAGCUCCUGCUCGUGCUACACAAGGGGCGGUACCUGGGCGUGGCGCGCGUCGCGGAAGGCGCGCUUGCAGACGGCGCACACGCGCACGAGGCGCGGCGCCAGCUCCUGCUCGUGCUACACAAGGGGCGGUACCUGGGCGUGGCGCGCGUCGCGGAAGGCGCGCUUGCAGACGGCGCACACGCGCACGAGGCGCGGCGCCAGCUCCUGCUCGUGCUACACAAGGGGCGGUACCUGGGCGUGGCGCGCGUCGCGGAAGGCGCGCUUGCAGACGGCGCACACGCGCACGAGGCGCGGCGCCAGCUCCUGCUCGUGCUACACAAGGGGCGGUACCUGGGCGUGGCGCGCGUCGCGGAAGGCGCGCUUGCAGACGGCGCACACGCGCACGAGGCGCGGCGCCAGCUCCUGCUCGUGCUACACAAGGGGCGGUACCUGGGCGUGGCGCGCGUCGCGGAAGGCGCGCUUGCAGACGGCGCACACGCGCACGAGGCGCGGCGCCAGCUCCUGCUCGUGCUACACAAGGGGCGGUACCUGGGCGUGGCGCGCGUCGCGGAAGGCGCGCUUGCAGACGGCGCACACGCGCACGAGGCGCGGCGCCAGCUCCUGCUCGUGCUACACAAGGGGCGGUACCUGGGCGUGGCGCGCGUCGCGGAAGGCGCGCUUGCAGACGGCGCACACGCGCACGAGGCGCGGCGUCAGCUCCUCCUCGUGCGCGCGCACGUGCAUGCGCAGGCGCGACCGCCGCGUCAACUGCUUCAGGCAGAUGUGGCACUGGAACGGCUUGAUCUGCGGACCAACCGCUGUACUGUACCCUGGCUUUCAUCACACUAA
Molecule: messenger RNA, 1311 nt
Organism: Arctia plantaginis
Lineage: Eukaryota; Metazoa; Arthropoda; Insecta; Lepidoptera; Erebidae
Source: the annotation of a GenBank genome assembly